Messenger RNA from Nymphalis io (European peacock), 5329 nucleotides. RefSeq names its product myocyte-specific enhancer factor 2 (gene Mef2). The record is from RefSeq and is a predicted model, not a curated record. The transcript has 9 exons. The coding region runs from base 300 to 1523 and encodes 407 amino acids. Gene Ontology annotation, molecular function: histone deacetylase binding; RNA polymerase II cis-regulatory region sequence-specific DNA binding; DNA-binding transcription factor activity, RNA polymerase II-specific. Lineage: Eukaryota; Metazoa; Arthropoda; Insecta; Lepidoptera; Nymphalidae. Gene Ontology annotation, biological process: positive regulation of transcription by RNA polymerase II; cell differentiation.
GCCUUCGUAUGAGCCGUGUGUCGCUGUCGUCCUCCGCCCCCGCGCCCCGCAUUCGUUUCGCCCGCAUUCUAGUCGUGGGUGUCGCGCCGUGCAGUCCUCGCGUGUGCCGCUGAACUUAGUGCGCCUGUUGUGAGUGCUUUAGUUCCCGCUCAAGUGUCAGUGUGACGGAGAAAUCAGAUUUCUGCCACGGAGGAUGUUAACAGCGUACGAUAGCUGUUGACGUCCGUAGAAGCAGCCAGCCGCCCGGCCACUGUCGUUCUCCCCCCGCUCCUCAAACCCUCUCCAAGAUUGCUGCCACCAUGGGUCGGAAGAAAAUACAAAUAUCACGGAUCACGGAUGAACGGAAUCGACAGGUGACUUUCAACAAACGCAAAUUCGGAGUGAUGAAGAAGGCGUACGAGCUGAGCGUCCUUUGUGAUUGUGAAAUUGCUCUUAUUAUCUUCAGCUCCAACAACAAACUCUACCAAUAUGCGAGCACGGAUAUGGAUAAGGUGUUACUGAAAUACACGGAAUACAACGAACCGCACGAGUCCCUGACCAACCGCAACAUAAUCGAGGCACUAACAAAGAAAGAGCAUAAGAACGGAGUGAUGUCGCCUGACAGCCCUGAAGCAGAACCGGAAUAUAACCUGACACCACGGACCGAGGCAAAGUAUUCAAAGAUUGACGAGGAAUUCCAAAUGAUGAUGCAGCGAAACCAAUUGAACGGCAGCAGAGUCGGAGUCGGCGUUACCGGGAGCAACUACAACUUACCUGUCAGCGUGCCAGUCGGGAAUUAUGAACAGUCACUCUUGCAAGCCAGCCCACAGAUGCACUCCUCUAUCAGUCCACGGCCAUCGUCUUCAGAAACCGAUUCAGUUUACCCAAGCGGCGGAAUGCUAGAGAUGUCAAACGGUUACCCAGGAGCCGGCUCGCCACUUGGCGCGGGCUGUACACCUUCGCCGUCCCCCGGACCCUCUCCUUCUCCACACCGACAUCCGCACAAGCCACACUCACAUGCACCACCGCCGCACCAUUCGCCCCGUCACAACAACCUGCGCGUCGUCAUACCCAGCUCCAUGCCACCACCGCAAGACGAUAUAUCUUACACUGGAGAACAUCAUCUGUUCCAGACACCACUGAGCUACUCAGGACUUGGCAACUUUGGCGGACCACAGGACUUCAGCCUGAGUUCGGAUAUGGGCAUUGGACUGACGUGGGGCGCGCAUCAGCUGCAGACCCUACAACACAACAGGUACAUAAGCAGCCUGCCAGUGCUUGGCGGAGGUACACCACCGCCCGCUGCAUCGCCUAGCAACGUGAAAAUAAAAGCUGAGCCCGUGUCGCCUCCGCGUGCGCCUGACCACAUGCAUCGUGCGCCCGCGCCGCAGCCCGCGCAUUUGUCCGGAGGCAUUGAUGGAUCAGUCACAUCAAGUAACAUGGGGUCGCCAGCCGGGCAAGAUAUGAGGCACGCCAACACCGUCCCACUAGACUACGAGCAGCCUCAUACAAAACGGCCGCGGAUCGAAGGUUGGGCCACAUAGCUAGGCUAUGAGGCCUUCGGUUCUUAUCCGAGGCCCCUCCACCCGCACUGCUAAACGGCCCAGGCUAGGCCCAGGGCCACGCACCUCCUAGCCCAACAAACGUGGCUGCAAAUCCUCCAUCGAGCUUUCGGUACUAUACCGUCCUGGUCUACACAAAAUGCUCUUUUCCUCAAAUGGAUUAUACAACUAAUCAGAGAAAAAUUCGAAAUAUGUUAAAAUGGUGCGGUUAUAUUGAAAUAUACAUUUGUUAUUGGAAUCAUUGGAGUGAUCAGUCCUAUGGAAAAGGGCAGAUUAGUACUACGCUGUCUUCAAACCUUCGUUUCCCGUAGAUGUUGAUGUUGAUUAAUUGUUCAUAUUCACAACCCUUCUAUGAUACGUAAUUAUUAAUGUAAUGCACAUGCAAGUACACUAAAGAGUAAGGAUUAAUGUUUAAAUUAAGUACAACUAUGUGUUGUAGAUGCAACCCUGAUCAAUUUUAAACUUUAAACGUAUAUAGAUAGAAUUCAAUUACCCUUGUAAAUAGCGACAUUAUAUGUGCAAUCCGUGCCAUUAUCUGUUUAGCUUAUAGUCAAUUAGUUAUAGUGGAAACAAAUUCUGAAGUUCGGUGCGUGAACUAUUACGAGCAGCCAGAGGGAGAAGUGUGCGCGAAAAAGAGACCACAGUAUUGUGCGAGUGCGUUGAGAACUAAACCGACUGUUGACUUUGUGUUAGUGUUUUAAAGUUUUUUUGUGCCAUUUUAAAAUAUCAUUAGUGCGACAUCCGAACUUUGAAUCUUUGUAAAUUAAUUAAGCGUAGCGUCAUCACAGGAGAUAAUAAGUUAUGUAUUGGAAAAUGUACUUUAUCUAUUGACAUAUUUAUACAUGAGAAUCAUAAUGAUAUUUACAUAAUAUGUAUACACGUCCCGUUAGGAACGAAUGUUAUGUAAUGUAAGUAGGUAAAGUUAGGUAGAGAUGACUAUAUAAAGGUACCACACGAAGCUUUAAAAUUCUUAUGAUAACACUCGCACUCUAAGCAGUCAUGUAAGUAAACACGAUUCUAUUUAUACAAACUUAGAACUCCUAAUAAAAUUUAAAAACAAUCACUUUGAAUUUAUCAAUUUUUUUAUGAAUUAAAAUUGAAAUAUAACAAAAAAAAAUUAAAUCAAAUUAAUUUCUUUAUUUAGAACGUACGGGAGUGUCUAAUUUUCAGACCAAAAACAAAGUCAAUUUUUAAUAUCAUUGUAAAACCGUACUUCUAAAGUACCCGUGUUAGUGUUAUAUAUUAGUGGCUAUUAUUGGUUGCUAUUGAAAAAUGAAGCUUGUUGUUAGUAAAAAAAUAUUUUGUUAAUGUGAUCUGAAGUGUUACAUUCAAAAAUCAUAUUUUAAAUAGUCUUCGAUACACACUGUGUCACACACAUGUUAAUGAUUGUUAGCUUUAUUCAAACACAGAAAUAUAUUUAUCACUAAAUCAUACAUAUUUUCGUAAAGCACUAUUAAGUCACAAGCCACCCUAUUUUUAGAUCAUGUUAUAUAAACGUAAUAAACAAAACGUAUUUCCUCAUUAUAAUAUUGUUGUUACCUAGAUAUCCAAAACGACCACGUAAUACUUAAUUGUUCAAAUAUUUCGAAUGUAUUCUACUUUUAUAUCACAAUCUAAUACUUGAAUUUGAAGAAUGUUCAUCGAACACAAGUUCUCAUUACGAAUGAUUAACCCUCUUAAAUUCUCGUGUUAGAUACUUCCUCAUAUCUCCUCACUGUAGUUGCCUUACUCACAGUGCCUAAAUGUACCAUAUUUUACCAAAUUUGUAUCGUACUAUACGUUUUGUGCAUCGAUUUUUUCACAUCCUUAUAUUUUUAAGUAUUUACAAUAUAUAUUAAUAUAUACAUAUAUAUAUAAAUGUUAAUAAUUGCAAUUGAAAAACUAAUUUCAUUUGCAUACAUAACUAUGUGUUUGGACAUGUUUAAUUGAUUAUCAUUGUACAAAAUGUAAAGAAAUAUUUAGUGUUAGAAUAAUAGAUGGAAAUGUAUAAUCGCCAACUGUAUUUGAUCGUUAGUUAAAAUAUUAUUAACAAUUUCAAUGUUACUGUUAAAAUGUAGCAACUAUUAAAUAAAUCGAAGAAAUUGCUUAAUUCUUCAAAUCACAGUAACAAAAUGUUAAUGUAUAUUUGUUAAAAAUUGUACAGGGAAGUACUCAUUUUGAAGUUCAAAAGUCUGAACGAAUAAUAAUUGUAUUUUCGCAUUGUAAAAUAUUAUACACAACUAGAUGUAAUACGAAUAAAUAUUUUAUUACCGGAGCAUAAUAAAUGUUGGCCCUUGUUUGAGGGAGUAUAAGAGUACACCGUAAUAUAAUGCUUAGUCUAAAAUUGUUAAUGUGAUAUCAAUACACUGCACUGUUACAAAUAUCGUGUUUCAAAUUCUAAAAUUUCGUUAUAUCCAUAUGUGAUCGUUUUCGAUCGUUCGUUCCUAAUUGUUCCUUUCAAUGAAAAGUUCGAGUGCUUUAUUUGUUGAAAUUUGCUCAACCGUUAACAUUUGGCCAUUAACACGUACUUCAAGAAUUGAAUCAUAUUCUGUUAAUCUUACUAAGGUCGCGACUUCUUUAUUGAUUUCUCAAAUCGAUCAAUAUUCUUUACUAUUUGAACAAAGUUGAAUCAAAUAGCGAACAAGAUAUGAGAAAAUCAAAUGUUGAAAUGAGAAAUCAUUCAAAGACUUGCAACUCCAUUCCCCCAUAGAUUGCUUAGUGAAUUAGAUACAAUAAACGUUGUUACCUACAUACCUAUCACAAUUGUUUGCACUGAUCAUGUUGUAAAACAACACUUAUGUAUAAAAUUCAGUAAAAAUGUUUUAAAUAUUUUUCGUGUAGUAGACUUAGGGACAAUACUUUGUUUGUCUGUUUAUGUGAGUCGUUCACUUAUUAUAAUAAUGUCUGAUAAGAGAUAACUAUGUCGAUUGCACUUUACGUAACUUAUCGACUUUCUUGUAUAAAAAUAUAUCAUCAGUAAGCUGGUAUUGGGAGCAUUAUUUCCGAGGUUGUGAGCUUUGCUAUCGGGAAUGAUAUCACUUUAUAAUUAAUAUUUAAAUAUAAUAUUCAUUUCGCGCACAACCGUGUUGUGUGUUAUUGUAAAAAGUGUUUGCAUUGUUUUGUUUUGUAGACGUAUCUACUUUGUGUAUGUUUUUACCUGUAUUUAUCUAGCUGUGUCACAAUAGCAAAGAGUCACUUCAGUUUUACAUUAUUGCAUUUAAAUGUUGUAGUCAUAAGCAUAUAGUAUCCGAAAUCAGAUUAGAUUUCGACGUAGUACAUAAUAGUCCUCGUUAACUUCCCCUUUUUGCUAUUGCCUCACAGCAGUCGUGGACAACCCAGAUAGAUUAUUGGUAUAUGAAUACAUAUCCUUAUUGAAUACUCAAGUCGAUUUCACACUUAUUUCUCUUGUAACAACAGUUGUGCAAUACAUAAUGUAACAAAUCGCUUAGGUAGGUAUUAGGUAUAUUUUUGUUUGAAUUUACAAGAAGGUAAUGCAAAAUCUGUUGUAUUUUAUCGAUAUUUUUACUGAUAAUAAUGAGGAUACCUAAGAUUUUCUAAGGUGCCUCGUGGAAAUUUAAGUCAUAAUGUAUAAUUAUUUUUAAGAAGAGGCCGGGCCAAAUAUUGCAUUAAUUUAGGUCUUACAGCGCCUGUGUUUCUGCGCGGCAGCGCAAUCUGCCCUAUGUGUGAAUGAGUAACGAUAAUAACAUCUCAAUGGAUGAAUGGAAUAUUAAUUUUAAUGGACAGUGUUAGAAAAUUGUUAUAAAUUAUUUUGAUGACUGUUCGAAGGAUAAUAAAGAGUUGGAUGUCAA